GCUAGUGAGAGGAGCGCGAAACCUGCUGCGGAGGAGAGAGACCCACUAGGAAAGCCGGUCCCGAAAAUACAUGUAUUAUUACAUGAAACCGGACCAAACACGUUCUAACGGAAUAUAUACAAGUAAGGUGUUUGUGAAAACGAGAAACUGGAAUUUUAGUCAAAUUUCAGUCAGAGGGCUGAAAAACUGAGGAGGAUUUUAUCCUGUUUCACUUCUGAGGAGGAAAGAGUCUCAGCUGAUGCCGACGGGAAGAGAACAUAUAAAGACGACACUAACCAUUGAGGCACUAAAGAGUCUCACUAAAUGAUAGCGUGAGUGUGCAGCUGUCCAGCAGGAGUUUAGGGAAACCCUGCGGUGAGUGCCAACCACAAAUCAUGGUGCCACAUACCCUACAGGCCUCUUUUCAUGGCAGUGCCACAUCCCUUUUGCUGCUGCUAUGCCUGGCAGUGCCAAUCCAUGCAGACAGCAUGCCCAGUUUUAUUAAGACUCCUGAAGAUCAGACAGGGAUCUCUGGAGGAGUGGCAUCUUUUGUUUGCCAGGCGGUCGGGGAGCCAAAACCACGCAUCACCUGGAUGAAGAAGGGCAAGAAAGUCAGCUCACAGCGCUUUGAGGUGAUAGAGUUUGAUGAUGGUUCAGGCUCAGUGCUUAGGAUCCAGCCGUUACGGACACAUCGAGAUGAGGCCAUUUACGAGUGCACGGCCACCAACAGCAUGGGAGAAAUCAACACCAGCGCUAAACUCAUUGUACUGGAAGAGGACCAGAUCCCUCACGGGUUCCCGUCCAUAGACAUGGGCCCACAGCUGAAGGUGGUGGAACGAACACGCACAGCCACAAUGCUUUGUGCCGCCAGUGGUAACCCUGACCCAGAGAUCUCCUGGUUCAAAGACUUCCUGCCUGUCGAUAUUAACAGCAGCAAUGGAAGAAUAAAGCAACUCCGCUCAGGUGGUACACCAAUCAGAGGGGCACUUCAAAUCGAGAACAGCGAGGAAUCGGACCAGGGCAAGUAUGAGUGUGUGGCGGUAAACAGUGCGGGAACGAGAUACUCGGCGCCGGCUAACCUCUACGUCAGAGUCCGGCGAGUUCCACCACGUUUCUCAAUUCCGCCCACCAACCACGAGGUGAUGCCAGGUGGCAGUGUUAACCUCACCUGUGUGGCGGUGGGUGCCCCUAUGCCCUACGUCAAGUGGAUGACAGGAGAUGUAGAACUAACCAAGGAAGAGGAGAUGCCGAUUGGCCGAAACGUGUUGGAGCUCACCAACAUUCAACAGUCAGCGAACUACACUUGUGUGGCUAUUUCCUCUCUGGGUAUGAUCGACACCACAGCUCAGAUCACAGUCAAAGCUUUGCCCCGUCCUCCCACCUCUCUGAUUGUCACGGAAACCACCGCCACCAGCGUGACUCUAACGUGGGAUUCCGGUAACCCUGAACCCGUAUCAUACUAUGUGAUUCAGUACCGGGCCAAAGUCUCAGACAACGGUUUCCAGGAGGUUGACGGAGUGGCCUCCACUCGCUACAGCAUCGGCGGCUUGAGCCCUUACUCGGAGUAUGAAUUCUGCAUCAUGGCAGUCAAUAACAUUGGUCGCGGGCCGCCCAGCGGUAUGGUGGAGACACGGACCAGUGAACAGGCCCCCUCCUCUCCUCCCUUACGGGUUCAGGCACGUAUGCUGAGCGCCACUACCAUGUUGGUCCAGUGGGAACCUCCAGAGGAGCCCAACGGUCAGAUACGAGGAUAUCGAGUGUACUACACAUCUGAUCUUCACUUGCUGCUCAGCACCUGGCAGAAACACAACACAGAGGACAGCAGCCUGACCACCAUAUCCGGCCUGGUGCCGGACAUCACAUACGGUCUCCGCGUGCUGGCCUUCACCUCUGUGGGAGACGGCCCACCAUCAGACUUACUGCAGGUUAAAACACAGCAAGGAGUCCCGGCCCAGCCAACUGGUUUUGAAGCAGAGGCAGAACUCGACACUCAGAUCAUGCUGUCAUGGCUAUGGCCCGUCCAAGAUCAGAUCACCACAUAUGAGCUCACAUACUGGGAGGCCAACUCUGAAAACAAGCACCAGGUGACCUUUAACCCGGCUGGUUCUUACACUGUUGAAGGCCUAAAGCCAGACACCCUCUACAAGUUUUCUCUGGCUGCUCGCUCUGAGAUGGGACUUGGGGUGUAUACACAGCCCAUCGAGGCCCGGACUGCCCAGUCAACCCCGUCCGCCCCCCCACAGGAAGUUCACCUGUUCAGUCUCAGCUCCACUAGCAUCAAGGUGAGUUGGGCGGCUCCUCCUUCUGGUAGUCAUCAUGGCAACAUCGUCAGGUAUACUUUGGCCUAUCAGGCGGUGUCAGGCGAUGAACAGCAGAGACACGAGGUGAAGGACAUUCCUGCCAAUGUGUCCAGUUAUGUGCUGGAGGGGCUGGAGAAAUGGACUGAGUAUGUGGUGUGGGUGAAAGCACACACUGAUGUUGGGCCCGGUCCAGAGAGCAGCAGCACCCGCAUCAGAACCAAAGAGGAUGUGCCUGGCGCCCCUCCACGCAGAGUUGAGGUGGACAAUGUGAACUCCACAGCCUUGCGGGUGUCAUGGAAACCUCCGCUGCAGCAGAAGCAGCACGGACAGAUCCGCGGCUAUCAGGUGGUGUAUUCGCGGCUGGAGAAUGGAGAGCCACGUGGGCAGCCCAGCAUCCUGGAUGUGGCCCUGCCCGAGGCACAGGAGGCGUUGAUCACCGGUCUGUUGCCUGAAACAACAUAUUCUGUUACCGUGGCAGCAUACACCUCUAAGGGAGAUGGAGCAAGAAGCAAGGCCAAAAUGGUGACCACGACAGGGGCAGUGCCAGGCAAGCCCACCAUGAUCAUCAGCACCACAAUUGGGAACACAGCUCUGAUCCAGUGGCAGCCCCCGAUAGAGAUGGUGGGUGAGCUGAUGGGCUACAGAUUGCGAUACAAGCGUGAAGAAGAGGAGACCUACACCAACCGCGACUUCAGGCGCACUGACGGCCACUACACUGUCACUGGCCUGCACAAGGGUGCCACCUACAUCUUCAAGCUCUGCGCAAAGAACCGAGCAGGAAAUGGGGAGGAGUACAGCAAAAUGAUCAGCACCCCAGAUGAUGUUCCCAGCAGCUACCCCCAGAAUCUGAGAGUGGUGGGGCUCACGACCACCACGACCAAACUGGCGUGGGACCCCCCACCCCUACCAGAGAGAAAUGGGAAGAUCAUACGCUACGUGGUGGUGUACCGCGACAUCAACAGCCAUCAGAACCAGACCAAUGGUACCACGGGGACGCAAAUGACCAUUCACGGGCUGCAGCCGGACACCACCUAUGACAUUAGAGUGAGAGCGUUUACAGGGAAGGGAGGAGGUCCGAUUAGCCCCAGCAUCCAGAGCAGAACCAUGUCUACCUCCAUGCCUGAGUUCACCAAAAACUUUGGUGUGAAAGCUGUCAUGAAGACCUCUGUCCUGCUCACGUGGGAUGUGCCAGAAACAUACAAGUCUCAAGUGCCUUUCAAGAUCCUAUAUAACCAGCAGAGUGUGGAGGUUCAGGGCGAUCUGAAGAGGAAGUUGAUCACACGGCUGCAGCCAGACACGGAUUAUUCUUUCGUGUUGAUGAGUCGAGGAAACAGCGCCGGCGGAUUGCAGCAGCAGGUGUCCAUCCGCACUGCCCCAGAUCUGUUUACCACCAAACCAGCCCACUACAAACACGACCCAGAGGAGGGCGGCAAACUCACCAUCACACCACCUAAAGUGCACAACAUUGCCCUCGUCAGGUGGUUUUACAUGGUGGUUGUGCCAGUUACUACAUCCCAUCUACGCCGUUGGGAGAGCCCAGAGGAUAUGGAUCUAGAUGAGCUUUUGGAGGGUAGCAGAGACUCAGACGUGAGGAGGAGGAAGAGGCAAGCUCAGGACGUCCUGCGACCGUACAUCGCUGCCAAGUUGGAAGAUCUUCCCGAGACCUUUGUGUUAGGAGAUGAGAAAACUUACAACGGCUUCUACAACAAACCUCUGCCUGGCCAGCAACAGUAUCGCACAUUUGUACUAGCAGCACUGAAAGAUCGAGACUCAAUGUUUACGGUGAGUCCAUACUCUGAUCCCAUGAUGGUGAAGCUCCACAGUGGGAUGUCUCGUCAUGUGGAAGACCCAGAGAUGCUGUGGGUGAUGGGACCUGUGCUGGCUGUCGUUCUGAUCAUCAUCAUCGUCAUCGCCAUCCUGUUCUUCAAGAGGAAGCGCACUUCUCCCUCAGCUAAAGAUCAGCACUCAGCUGGAGUUAAAGAUCACUUACUGGCCCGUUCCUCCGACCCAGUGGAAAUGAGGAGACUUAACUAUCAGACACAAGGUACAAGUGCCUUUAGCUGCCCCAACACUACAAGAAUGCGGGAACACCCUCCAGUUUCUGUCUGUGCUUUGGCUGACCACAUCGAGCAGCUAAAAGCCAAUGAUGGCCUGCGCUUCUCACAGGAAUAUGAGUCUAUUGACCCUGGUCAGCAGUUCACCUGGGAGAACUCCAACCUAGAGGUCAACAAGCCGAAGAACCGCUAUGCAAACGUCAUCGCUUACGACCACUCCAGAGUCGUGCUGACACCUGUUGAUGAUGUACCAGGAAGUGACUACAUCAAUGCCAACUACAUUGAUGGCUACCGCAAGCAGAACGCGUACAUCGCCACUCAGGGUCCUCUGCCCGAGACACUCAGUGACUUCUGGAGGAUGGUGUGGGAGCAGAGAACCAACACCAUCGUCAUGAUGACCAGACUGGAGGAGAAAAGCAGGGUGAAGUGUGAUCAGUACUGGCCGAGCCGUGGAACGGAAACAUACGGCAUGAUUCAGGUAUCCAUGCUGGACACAGUGGAGUUAGCCACCUACAGCGUCAGAACAUUCGCCCUGUAUAAGAACGGAUCCAGCGAGAAACGGGAAGUUCGACAGUUCCAGUUCAUGGUCUGGCCCGAUCACGGAGUUCCAGAAUACCCCACACCGAUUUUAGCCUUUCUACGUAGAGUCAAGGCAUGCAACCCACUUGACGCUGGACCCAUGGUGGUACACUGCAGUGCUGGUGUAGGUCGGACAGGCUGCUUUAUCGUAAUAGAGGCCAUGCUAGAGCGCAUAAAACACGAGAAGUCUGUGGAUAUCUAUGGUCAUGUGACCUGCAUGCGUGCUCAGAGGAACUAUAUGGUGCAGACUGAAGAUCAGUACAUCUUCAUUCAUGAAGCUCUGCUGGAGGCCGCCACUUGCGGGAACUCAGAGGUCCCUGCACGGAGCCUGUACACGCAUAUCCAAAAACUCACACAGGUGCCACCUGGAGACACCGUCACCACCAUGGAGCUGGAGUUUAAGAAACUGGCCAACUCUAAAGCACACACAUCCAGAUUCAUCAGUGCUAGUCUACCAUGCAACAAGUUUAAGAACCGACUGGUGAACAUCAUGCCCUUUGAGUCCAGCCGUGUGUGUAUGCAGCCAAUCAGAGGCGUGGAGGGGUCCGACUACAUUAACGCCAGCUUUAUUGAUGGAUACAGGCAGCAGAAGGCAUAUAUAGCCACACAGGGUCCUCUUGCUGAAACCACAGAAGACUUCUGGAGAAUGCUGUGGGAGCACAACUCCACCAUCAUAGUAAUGCUGACAAAGCUCAGAGAGAUGGGACGGGAGAAGUGUCAUCAGUACUGGCCUGCCGAGAGAUCUGCUCGAUACCAGUAUUUUGUCGUGGACCCCAUGGCUGAAUACAACAUGCCGCAGUACAUCUUACGAGAGUUUAAAGUCACAGACGCCAGGGAUGGCCAGUCCAGAACGAUCCGCCAGUUCCAGUUCACUGAUUGGCCGGAACAAGGUGUGCCAAAGACAGGAGAGGGCUUCAUUGAUUUUAUUGGCCAAGUCCACAAAACCAAGGAGCAGUUCGGACAGGAUGGACCAAUCACUGUUCACUGCAGUGCUGGUGUGGGCAGAACAGGAGUAUUUAUCACUCUGAGUAUCGUGCUGGAGCGGAUGAGGUAUGAAGGAGUGGUGGACAUGUUCCAGACCGUAAAAACGCUGCGCACACAGAGACCUGCCAUGGUACAGACAGAGGACCAGUACCAGCUGUGUUACCGAGCAGCUCUAGAGUACCUGGGCAGCUUUGAUCACUAUGCAACGUAACCACUCCCAGAAUUCCUCAGAACGCCACCUCCGCAGAGCCGCCACUUCUCUCUUAGCCAUAGCCAUCCUAACUAUUCAGUCAACACUGCUGGAGGGAGACAGAUAGACAGACAGAAGGAGAGAGAUGGUCAGGGAGAUAAUUCACUGCAUUUGUGUUCUUCUCUCUGAAUACAGACUCAAACAUUUCAUUCUGGUCUCUAUAUAUGCACAGCUCCAGUUUUUGUACAUUGCUGAGUGUAUUACAUUACCACUUUUUUUAUUGUAAACAUUUCAUCAUUCUCUUGGUGAUUAUCAUUGUCGUCUGCGAUUUUCUUAUUCAGUAAUUUUGCCUUUCUUUUUUUCUUUUACGAAUAUCUAGUUGAGCAGCAAAACUGCAUAAGAUAUUAAGACUUUUUUUCAGAGAAUAUAUUUUGAUUAAAACUUAAUUUAAGAUAUAUUCUCUGAAAAAUGGCUUGAUAUUAUAAAUACUUAUAAUAUUAAUUUAUAAAUAAAUACUUAAUAUUUUUAUAUGAAUGAAUACUUAAUAUUUUUCUUAAACCAUUGGCAGAUAGUUUUUUUCUUCUUGUUGUUUUUAAGUAUAAAUCGAACAAAAUUCAAUGGUUUAUUGGUUAUUGAGUUCAGAAAAACAGACUUGUGCUGCCUUCAAGUGCAAAUAAUUUUUGUUAUUACGACAUGUCCUGCAUUCAAGUGAGAAACAAAAUAUGGAAGAUGCCAAACUAAAAUAAACACACAAUGAGCAAUAGUUGCAACAGUGGAUACGAUUUAUUACUGCAUGUUAUGUAACAAAUUAUUAAUUCAUUUGACUUAGACAAAGUGCACAAAACCUCAAAGGGUGAGUCAUUAAGUUUACUUUAGUUGACCAUUAGAUCUGUCAUAUAUAAUAAAUCAAUAUUAUUGAAAUAAAGCACUGAAACUGAAAUAAUUUUGCAAAAUUAUUGCUUUACAUCAUCUUGCAUGUCAAAACGCCACUUCCAACAUCUCAGCAACUCUGGUAUCAUCUAAAAUUCCAGAAUUUUCCAACUGGUAAAUACGACUUCGCUUGGUCAUUCACAUGCUUGGAACUCGUAAUUACGAUAUUUUUGACUGAGGAGGCUGCAUCAAUUCAAGAUAUAUUAAGUAAAUAAUUAAAUUUGCUUCUUAAGUAAAUUUGGCUUGUUUUAAAGAUGUUUCUACUAGAAGACAAGACAAAAGUACUGAAUGAGAAAAUGAUUUUUUGUAGUUUUGUUAUUAUUUUUAAUAUUAUUAUUGUGGCCAUUUCUGUUAGUAUGUCUUUCAGAAAGUACAAUAUUUGUAUUAUUUGCUGAUCGUUGUAUAUCUAAGGGGUUCGUUUUAUGUUUAUUUCUUCUUAUAUUAUUAUUAUUAUUCCUUUAUGAAAUUUUUUUUAUAUGUUCAAUUAUUUUUAGCACACGUGGACAUGUAUUUUCACAUGACCCAAGUUACUAAUACUAAAAGAGGUGUAUUAAGAGCUGCUGCUGAUUUCUUACUUUUUAUCAUUAUUAUGAUAUUUUAAUGAUCUUUUAUUUAGAUGGGAAAGGGGGAAACUUAUAUAUAUAUAUAAACUUUUCACCUCCUGAUUCUUUACAAAACAAUAUAAACAAAUACAAAAGAUGAACCAGAGUUAGCGACCUGAAAGGACCUGCUGCCGUUAAGGAAACUGAAUAAACCAAUGAAAUGAGAAAAGAAAUUCUGCUUGAAAUAGCGGUAAACUGUCAUUUUCUGGAAACUCCAUUCUGAAGGCCUGAUGCCACAGAAAAGUCUUUCUUUCAAUCAGGGGUCAGCCGAGGUCAAAAGUCAACCCAUCUUAACGGCCAGGCCUUGACCUGACAAACUUGCACGCACAUGUACAGCCAUCACGCAUAUCCAGUUGAACCUCAGAAAUCCAUCAUCAGUUCAGACUAGCAGCUGAAAUGUUUUGGCUGAAAGUGAAGUGAAACGACUCAACUCACCUGCUCAGACUGAAAACAGUCCUGAACUCUUUAUAUGUGGUAUUAACGGACAUCCGAUUAUUUCUCACUGUGGCUCUUAAAGACAAAUCUCCUGUAACGUCACAACUGCAUCAUUGGACUGAAAAUAUGUGCAUACUCGAGACGAGUGUUUCUUUUCUCUUAUUGCCUGAGCACAAAGUAAGAUGGGAAGAAUUCAUUACACUUUGUGUUCACAUAGAGACAAAAGCACAUUCAAUCUGUUGUACAGCCAGUCUGUUUUCUAUUUGUUAAUAAAAAAGGAGAGAAAUAUGUUAAUAAAAUGCCUA
This is a messenger RNA of Myxocyprinus asiaticus (Chinese sucker), 8358 nucleotides long. It is a transcript of the gene ptprfa, whose product is annotated as protein tyrosine phosphatase receptor type Fa. Gene Ontology annotation, biological process: protein dephosphorylation. The transcript is spliced from 34 exons. Lineage: Eukaryota; Metazoa; Chordata; Actinopteri; Cypriniformes; Catostomidae. Bases 375 to 6107 code for a protein of 1910 amino acids. Gene Ontology annotation, molecular function: protein binding; protein tyrosine phosphatase activity. The record is from RefSeq and is a predicted model, not a curated record.